Molecule: messenger RNA, 1649 nt
Organism: Drosophila yakuba
Lineage: Eukaryota; Metazoa; Arthropoda; Insecta; Diptera; Drosophilidae
Exons: 6
Coding region: 226-1530 (434 amino acids)
Source: RefSeq, a predicted model, not a curated record
GUCCAUUCGAUGGUAGAGCUCAGUCCAAAGGAGGCAGCCGGCGAACGCGUUUUGCCUUCCAUUUUUCACCUCCGAGAAAGCCGCGAUUUCGAUUCAAUUCCAACGCCCCAAAAGCGUGCGUUGUCUUAUCGAGUAGGCAAUUGGCUGGCCCAGCGAUCACAGGUUGCACAACCCAUUACCCGGAAUAGCGAAUAUCCCACGGCGAAGGAAUAGCACUCCAUCAAGAUGGCCGCCAUGGGCACUGGAUUUUCCAAGUGCUUCAUACUCUUCAUGGCGAUUGUCAUACUCGUCCAGGGAGUUGCCUACUUGGGCUUGUCCAUCUGGGGCAUCACCUUCCGGGAGUGUCCGGAUAGCGUUACGGACUUCAGUGAAAAUCCCUUCAAGUACGCCAUGGAAAUUAUUUACUUUUCGCAGGAGAGCUGUGGUGAUCCAGUGCUGAAGGUGUCUGGAGAACAAGUUCCUUUGACCAUGGAUUGGCCCAAGUCAUAUGCCAUAACCAACCGGGAGUUCAUCUUCAUGAUAACCUACGCAGUUAUUAGCGGACUAUGGGUAGCCACUUCGGUGUUGGUAAUAACCACUUUGUGUAAUCGCACCACCAAGCUGAUCUCCGGAGUAGUCUAUUGGCCCUGGUUCCUAUCCGUGCUAGCUGGCAGUGUCCUCGAUGUGGUGGCCUCGGUGUAUCAUGGAAUCGACUUAAGUCAUACAACGACCAUGAAAGAUGCACUGGAUUACAUUGGAGUCACAUAUAGUGAUACUGUUGGCAAUAUUUGGACCCUAAUGGAGCCCUUCGGCGUAUACUUCUCCACGCCAUCGAUUCUGCUACUGUGCCUCACAAGUCGCGCGGGCAUCAUCUGGCUGCUGAACAUCAUUGGAGUCAGCUUCUGUCUCUCGUUGUCCGGAAUCAUGGCGCAGCAGAACGCGAGAUCAGACGCCAUCAGCAGGAGUCAGGCUCCCACACGACAGCCGACGCCACAGCCUGCGGUGGCAUUAGUCCAGCCGGUGGUGGAGGCCACCCUAGUGGAAUCUGUUCAGCCUUCGGCACCGCAAGAGAACACUCAAUAUCCGGAGCAGAUCCGACCCAAGCCGCUGCCCAUUUUCAUUCCCUCGGAGCAGCGUCCGAAUUCCCAGCAGUUUACACCCGGAGAUCGCACCACUUUGCAGUCCCCUGUGAUGGUGCUGCCACCACAAGUUCCCCAGCAGAGAGAUGUGGUCACUCCGCAGCCUGACAUCAACACCUAUCGCACCACCGAGGCUCAUCCCGACCUCCUCAACUAUCCACCUUCGGAACCACCAACGCCACGUGCUCCUUCGCCGGCUGUCCAACAACUGGCGGUGACGUCGCCCCUAAACAAUCGCUACAGCGAGAUAUAUCCCGCUCCAGUGAAUCCCCGCGUUAGCGAGGAGCUGCGCAACCAGAUGCCUUGGUCGUACACCAGCAUGGUGACUAAGCCACCACCGCCGCCACGCAAGCCCCAGCUACAAGUGCAGAUCUACCCACAGAUUCCGGAACCUGAUUAUGCGGAUCACUAGUCAUUAUCGUGGUGAACGCUGCUCGGAGUUGAUUUGCGCUUAAUCAGUCUGGAUGCGCGGUUGUAAAAAGUUGUGUGUUAUUGUUACCUUUAUUGCAUAAAGCUAAAGCUGAUGGCCAA